AUGUCAGACACUGAGGAAAUAGUGGAGGAGUACGAGCAGGAGGAGGAAGAAGUUGAAGAAGAAGAAGAAGAAGAAGAAGAAGAAGAAGAGGAGCCAGAGGAGGAUGAAGCAGAGAAGACAGAAAAGCAGGCAGAGGAGGAGGACUCCAAGUGGCGGCCCAAGACCACUUAUGUGCCAAACAUCGCUCCUCCGAAGCUCCCCGAUGGCGAGAAGGUGGACUUCGACGACCUGCACCGCAAGCGACUGGAAAAGGAUUUCAACGACCUGCAGACGCUGAUCGAGUCGCACUUCUCCACGCGCCACAAAGAGGAGGAAGAGCUGGUCGCGCUGCGCAGCCGCAUCGAGAACCGCCGCUCCGACCGAGCGGAGCAGCAGCGCGUGCGCGCCGAGCAGGAACGCGAGCGGCAAACGCGUCUGGCCGUGGAGAGGACGCGGCGCGAGGAGGAGGCGGCCAAGCUGCGCGCGGACGAGGAGGCGAAGAAGAAGAAGACCUUCACCAACAAGUCGUUCGGCGGCUACCUGCAGAAGGUGGACCAGAAGAAGGGCAAGAAGCUGACCGCGCGCGAGGAGAAGAAGAAGGCGCUGAUGGACCGCCGGAAGCCGCUCAACAUCGACCACCUGAACCAGGAGAAGCUGGCGGACAAGGCGCAGGACCUGUGGCAGUGGCUCCACCAGCUGCACGCGCAGAAGUUUGAGAUGGCCGAGAAGCUCAAGAGGCAGAAGUACGACAUCUACGUGCUGCGGAACCGAGUGAGCGACCACCAGAGGGGCUCCAAAGCAUCCAAGACCUCCCGCGGGGCCAAGGGCAAGUCCGGCUCCUGGAAGUGA
Messenger RNA from Cyclopterus lumpus (lumpfish), 828 nucleotides. RefSeq names its product troponin T2c, cardiac (gene tnnt2c). Gene Ontology annotation, cellular component: troponin complex. The record is from RefSeq and is a predicted model, not a curated record. Lineage: Eukaryota; Metazoa; Chordata; Actinopteri; Perciformes; Cyclopteridae. Gene Ontology annotation, biological process: sarcomere organization; cardiac muscle contraction; regulation of muscle contraction. Gene Ontology annotation, molecular function: tropomyosin binding; troponin C binding; troponin I binding. Bases 1 to 828 code for a protein of 275 amino acids. The transcript has a single exon.